Molecule: messenger RNA, 996 nt
Organism: Malaya genurostris
Lineage: Eukaryota; Metazoa; Arthropoda; Insecta; Diptera; Culicidae
Product: pre-mRNA-splicing factor ISY1 homolog
Exons: 4
Coding region: 143-955 (270 amino acids)
Biological process (GO): generation of catalytic spliceosome for second transesterification step; mRNA 3'-splice site recognition
Cellular component (GO): catalytic step 2 spliceosome; post-spliceosomal complex; Prp19 complex
Source: RefSeq, a predicted model, not a curated record
UUUACUAACGAUACUGGCGAACGUUUACUGAUGCAUACUGGCAUUCCAGCAAAUUCGUCGACUUACAGGUCAAAUUUAGUAUGAAUUAAGUUGCAAUUGAACAGUUAACGACGUCUCGUACAACAUAUUCGAUUAAUUAAGAAUGGCUCGCAAUGCGGAAAAGGCUAUGACAACACUGGCUCGGUGGCGAGCUGCUAAGGAAGCGGAAACCGGUAAAAACGAGCGUCGACCAUAUCUGGCAUCCGAAUGCAGAGACCUCCAAAAAUGCGAAAGGUGGCGCUUGGAAAUCAUUCGCGAAAUUUCCAAAAAAGUUGCUCAAAUUCAGAACGCCGGAUUAGGUGAGUUUCGUAUUCGUGAUUUGAACGAUGAAAUUAACAAACUACUUCGCGAGAAGCGUCACUGGGAGAAUCAGAUUUCGGAUUUGGGAGGACCACACUAUCGUCGUUAUGGGCCAAAAAUGUUUGAUGCCGAAGGAAGAGAGGUUCCAGGAAACCGUGGAUACAAGUAUUUCGGAGCGGCCAAGGAUCUACCGGGUGUGCGAGAACUAUUUGAACAGGAGCCACCACCGCCACCGAAAAAAACACGAGCCGAAUUGAUGAAGGACAUCGAUGCCGAUUAUUACGGCUACAGAGACGAUGAUGACGGGAUACUGUUGCCAUUGGAAGAAAAGGCUGAAAAACAAGCUAUUCAGAAAGCCGUGGAAGAAUGGAAACAGCUGCAGACCAGUGGGGAACAGAAAGAAAUCGAACCAGAGGAAGAUAUCUACGGAUCGGAUGCUAGAAUAAGUUCCGAUGCGGACAAACAGAUGAAAGAUGACCCGAUGGGGCUUUUGGGUCCACGGUUUACCGCACAUGUGCCUGUUCCUAGCCAAAAAGAUAUUGAGGCAGCUCUACUUCGGAAACGAAAACUAGAACUAAUGAAAAAAUACGGUAUAGAAGACGAUGAGGACAUGUAAAACUGUUUUUUUUUGUAAUAAAAUAAUUAAGUUGUACAAAU